UGCGACUGUUUACAUUGUUCCGCUACAACGAAAUUAGAGCGGGUAUGACAGUCAUUUACUAUGUAAAUUAACGAUUGGGUUUCGUGUCCGUUUUACUGAAAUAGAAAUGAAUAAAUGACAUACAAUUUUCUUUGCUUUAAUGCUAAAAGGAUUCUCAUAUAUGGAGACAGUGUUACUUUUAGAAUUGCAUAGUUUCAGUUAACGUACUGUCAAUUAUAAUCCAGUCUAAACCGAUGCUAAUAUGAAUACCAUAUUGAACCACAAGAAGAAAUUUCUAGCACUGGGUGUGGCUGCAGCAGGAGCAAUAUACAUCAAAUGCAAACACAAGACAGCACAAAGAGUAUGUGGCGUCGACUAUCCAAACGAUACUGUUAUUCUUCACACAUAUGGUCGAAUGAAAUUCAUCCCUAACCUAGAUCCUUUCUCAAUGAAGCUAGAGACGUACCUGAGGAUUAAUCAAAUCCCAUACCAAAUAGAUGAAAAUCAUGAAAAUGGACCUAAGAGUAAAUCAUGCAUACCUUGGAUAGAAUACAAUGGUAAAAGAAUGGCGGAUACGCAGGUCAUUAUAAAGUACUUAUCAGAAUCCUUGAAAAAAGAUCUGAAUAAACAUCUAACUGCGACUGAUAAAGAAAAGUCCUCUGAGAUACAGAAAUUGCUGGAAGAACGCACAUAUUGGGUGAACUAUUACUUACGUUGGUAUGUUUUUUGGGACGACAUAAUCGUAAACUUGUUCGAUUGUCCUGAAAUAAUCAACAAGCUUAUUAGAGGACCAGCGAGAUGGUACGAGAAGAGACUAUUAAAAGAAUCUGAUAUCGGUUGCCAUAGUGACGAGCAGGUUCAAAAUAUGUUGGUAGAAGAUCUGAGGAAGUUUGCCGAUAUGCUUGGGAACAAGAAGUUCGUCAUGGGUGACGAGAUAAGUGAGGUGGAUUGCUCUGCCUUUGGUAUUCUUUCACAUGUGAGAUGGUGUCUACCAGCAGAAUGCCCAGGGCACCAACUGUUGACAGGUAAAACGGUGUUUCUACUCUUUCCAGUGUUUCGGAGUUACAAAAUGCAUUUAUAUAUCGACAGAAUAGAUAAAUAUUUAAACAGAUUUUGAUUUGACUGAAACCUGUAACCUGCAUAACAAUAAAAUUUGUUAUGUAUCUGUAGGCAUGUAAAUUAAAUUAAGUUUGUUGACCUCGACACAAUCGCCCUAAGCCGCUCUAGUUUCGAUCACUGAUCUAUAUGUCAAUGCUGUCAUGUUAGGUGGAUGGUAACUAUACAUU
This is a messenger RNA of Mercenaria mercenaria, 1265 nucleotides long. RefSeq names its product failed axon connections homolog. The coding region runs from base 242 to 1096 and encodes 284 amino acids. Gene Ontology annotation, cellular component: cytoplasm. The record is from RefSeq and is a predicted model, not a curated record. Lineage: Eukaryota; Metazoa; Mollusca; Bivalvia; Venerida; Veneridae. The transcript has 5 exons.